Messenger RNA from Cannabis sativa, 1464 nucleotides. RefSeq names its product probable ADP-ribosylation factor GTPase-activating protein AGD15. The transcript has 7 exons. The record is from RefSeq and is a predicted model, not a curated record. Gene Ontology annotation, molecular function: GTPase activator activity. Lineage: Eukaryota; Viridiplantae; Streptophyta; Magnoliopsida; Rosales; Cannabaceae. Bases 332 to 1099 code for a protein of 255 amino acids.
GCUUUAAAGUGGAAAAAAAGAGAAAGAAAAAAGAAAAAGAAAGGUGUUUUGAAUCUUGAUUAGUGUGUUUCCCAGGGUGUCCCUUGGAAUCAGUUAAACCGAUGAAUUGUGAUGUGUUUGGUUGAAUGGACAAGAGAGUUUUUGGGGUCCCAUCCCAUUAUCCAUUUCAUUCCAAAUUCAUAUCAUUCCCCUUAUUCCCUUCUGCCUUUGCCUUGCAUUGCAUAGAAUGCGCUUUUGUUAGUUAGUUUCAAUGGAAAUUCAUAACAUCACCAAUUAACUCAACCUCAUUAACACUUUCCAACCAAACCAAACAUAAUAACUAAUAAUCAUAAUGAACAAGAAGGCUUCUGUGUCUAAGGAGCUCAAUGCCAAGCACACCAAGAUUCUUGAAGGUCUUCUGAAGUUGCCAGAAAACCGAGAAUGCGCUGACUGUCGAAACAAGGCACCACGAUGGGCUAGUGUGAACCUUGGAAUAUUUAUAUGCAUGCAGUGUUCUGGAAUUCAUCGGAGUCUUGGAGUUCAUAUUUCCAAGGUACGGUCUACUACUUUGGAUACAUGGCUUCCAGAGCAAAUUGCUUUCAUGGAAUCAAUGGGGAAUAAGAAGGCAAACAAUUAUUGGGAGGCAACAAUGCCUUCAGAUUUUGACAGAAGUGGCAUCACAAAGCUAAUUCAUGACAAGUAUGAAGGAAAAAUAUGGACUAAGAAGAGAAGUACAAAAGCAAUUGCAGAAUCAGGUGAAUCACAAAGCAAUCUCAAUUUGGUUACUGAUAGUCCAAGGAAAGUACGAAGUCUCUCUCUUGAGGAACAAAUUCUUACCAAACACACAACACAACCUGUUUUCGCAAUGGCUAAACCGCGCGCAGGCUCUCUAGAUAUAAAUGAAAGUUAUAAUAUUACUUCAACUUUGUCAGAGGGCCAAAACUCCAGCACCACAAACCUCUUCAGCUUACUUUAUGUCCACGAUGUGAAAAAGGAUAGUACGGCCACCAAACCUUCUUCUUGGGCAACUUUUGAUUGUAAGAUUACAUUCUUACUUGUAUUCUUUUUUGUAGUUUCAAAUCUUAAAAACUUGUUCAUACUAAAUUUGCUAUUGAAUUAGUCAAUAAUGAUAAAAGCCAAUACAACUGAAAAUCUAUGGUGCAGGAGAAACUCUGUUCAGACAAAUGUAAAGGAUUGUAGCAACAAAUUUCAAAAGAGUAUUGUCUUUACAACACAUAACAAGGUCUGCAGUUUAAUUUGGAAGCUUGUUUUGAUGAGGGCAGUGUUUUCUAAUCAUUUUUCACCUCAAAUAAUGUUUGCUCAUUAAAUUAGGCACUUAUGAAAUUUAUUUAUAAUUCUUAGUCUGAGGCUUUGAUUAAAUUUUCAUUGUUUUGGACUUUAUAUGAAAAUUGUACUCACAACUCACACUUGAAAGAAACUACAUACAAAAUAUGUUGAAGUAGUUAGUGAAAUUUUUGCUUCCAA